Messenger RNA from Eimeria tenella, 5403 nucleotides. RefSeq lists its product as uncharacterized. The coding region runs from base 1 to 5403 and encodes 1800 amino acids. The record is from RefSeq and is a predicted model, not a curated record. The transcript has 6 exons. Lineage: Eukaryota; Apicomplexa; Conoidasida; Eucoccidiorida; Eimeriidae.
AUGGACCUAAGGGGCCCCCAGGGUCCCCUGGGGCCCCGGGAGCCUCGGGGGCCCCCACCUAGACAUGAGGGCCAGCGCAGCCUGCAGCAAACUGGCCAGGGGGACCCCAGCCCUGAGGGCCCUGCAGGGCUGGGGCCCCCAGGGCCUCUUGGGGCGGGCUGGCUGGGGGGCCCCCCUGCGGGCGCCUCUGGGGGCCCUCCAGAGGGGCCCCUAGGGGCCCCUCGAGGGUUUUAUCAGAGUCAUAGGGGUCCCCUUGAGGGUCCUGAGGAGCCCCUAGGGCACAAGGGGGGCCCUUUGUUUCAUAGCCCCGCCAGGGGGCCCUCUGAAGGCCCACCCACUUCUACAGAGGAGUCCCGAAGGGGCCCCGUAAGUUGUUCCUCUAGAGGCCCCCACGGGGACCCCCUUGGGGGCCUCCAAGGGGGCCCCCUGGGGGGCCCCGACGGGCAAGGUUUUGUUUUGAAAGAGGACCAAAUGCUGCAGCUAACUGUGAAGCAGAUGUUGAUGCUGCUGCCAGCUGCAACAGCAGCAGCAGUACACGAAGCUCUGAAGCGUUUGCUGCUGCUUCCAGAGUCCCAAGCAGCAGCUGCGGCGGCCCUCGAAAGGGCCUGCUGCUGCUGCUGCCGCUGCUGCAGCAAGAAUAGCAGCAGCAAAGGAGCUGAACAGCAGCGCCGCGGUGGCCCUGCGCCCCACACAGAGCUUCUGUGGCAGCAACACCAGGGGCCCCCGGGGCCCCCGGGGGCGCCUGAGGGGCCCCCAAACCCUCACAGCCUUGGCUGUCUCCAGGGGCCCCCGAGGCUUCAGCAGCAGCAGGGGGCCCCGCAGGCCGAGGGCCUCAAGGAGCAACAAACUCACCAACGCCCCAAAGGUCCAUGGGGGCCCCAGGGGCCCCCGGGGCCCCAGGGGCCCCAGGGACCCCGGGGGCCCCUGGGGCCCCGAGGGGUCCAUUUUGAGGAGGCGCCCCAAGGGGCCCCCGGAGCCCCCUUUGCCGAGGGGCCUCAAGGGCCCCAAUCUGCGCUGGGGCCCCAAGGGACCCGAUUACCCCAGGGGCCCCGGGGGCGCCGGGGGCCCCUGGGGCCCCAGGGGCCCCGGGGGCGCCGGGGGCCCCUGGGGCCCCAGGGGCCCCAGGGGCCCCCAAUAGCGCAGUCCGGGGGCCCCCCCUUUGGGCGGGGGCCCCAGACCCGGCCGAGGCCCUGUGGCCCGAAGAGGGGCCUGGGGGCUGAUGGGCCCCAGGAGGCCCCAAAAGCCCACAGCCCUGAAGCUUACAAAGCCCCUCAGGGGCCCCAAAGAGGGCCCCAGGGGCCCCCAAGUGUGCCCCAGGGGCCCCCAAAUGUGGGCCCUAGCUCGCAGCAGGUCUCGCGAGCUGGGGGCCCCCAAGAGGGGCCCCCUACUGCUGCUCGCCGCAGUGAAAGUGGCCCAGAAAUGGGCGCUGCGUCGAUAGCCCAUCAGAUGGGGGCCCCCCAUAGGGGCCCUUCUUAUGAGGGUCCCCAAGGGUCCCCCCGGGGGGCCCCCAGAGGGGCCCCUCUGGGGCCUGCUGAUGGCUGGCAGGUAUUUGAGUGGCCGCUGCAGCAGCAGGGACAAAGAGGGCCCCACCCUCGAGAAGCCGAGCAGCAGAAAUGCGAGCAAGUUGUGCCGCUGCCCCAGCAGCAGCAGCAGCAGCAGCAGCAGCAAAGACGCCAGCCUCCAGAGAUGCAGCAGCAAAAGAAAAAGGAACAGCAGCAACAGCAGCAACAGCAGCGACAGCAACAUCAGCAGCAGCAGCAGAAGCAGAAGCAAGAGCAACAACCGCAGCAAGAGCAGCAGCAGAAGCAGCAGCAGCAAACAGUGCUGCUUAGCUCUCUUCCAAAAGAGCCUCAGCUGCUGCAGCCACAAAGGGCCCCUCUACCCCCGAGGCGCCGACCAGCAGACCCGGGGGCCCCUGGGGGCCCCCCAAUGCAGAGAGACACAACUGCUGCAAGCAGCAGUUGGGUUUCUGAGGAAGAGUCACUGCAGCAGCAGUUACUGCAGCAGCAGCUACUGCAGCAACACUUGCUGCAGCAGCAGUUGCAGGAACAGCAACCGCUGCAGCACCAGCAGCCACUGCAGCAGCAGCAGUUGCUGCAGCAGCAGCUGCUGCAACCGCAAAAGCUGCAACAGCAGUUGCAGGAACAGCAACAGCUGCAGCAGCAGCGACUGCAGCAGCAGAAGCUGCUGCAGCUGCUACAGCAAGAGCAGCUGCAGCAACACUUUCAGCAGCAGCAGCUGGGCUCUCGAGAGCAGGCUCUGUUGAUGCCACGUGAAGCAGCAGCAGCAGCAACAGCAGCAGCAACAGCAGCAGCAACAGACGAAGCAGUCUCCAGCGAAGAUGCUGCAGAUACAAAUCGAAGCAGCAGCACUGAAGAUGAGGGAAGCUCUUUAGCAGCUGCCCUGCAGGCAAAAGCGCAGAAGCAGCGGCAGCAGUGGCAGCAGCAGCAGCAGUGGCAGCAGCAGCAGCAGCAGCAGUGGCAGCAGCAGCAGCAGCAACAGCAACAGCAACAACAAAAGCAGCAGCAGCAGCAGCUAUUAAGAAGCGCUGCUGUGGAUGAAAGCAACUUCGUGUCUCCUUGUGAGACUGCUGGGGGCCCCAGGAGCCCCGAGGGGCCGCAGCUGGGGGGCCCCCAUAAGAGCAGCGCUGCAGCUGUGCUGCAGGGGCCCCCGCAGCAGCAGCCAUCCACGACGGUGCAGCAGCAGCAGCAGCAGCAACAGCAAGAGGAGGGGCCUUACGAAGCGAAGCUGCGUUCCUAUGAAAGUGAGUCGGAUCAUCCACACUGGUGCGGCAGCAGCAGCAGCAGCAGCAGCAGCAACAGCAGCGCGCGCAACUCGCUGUCGCUGCCGCCGCAGGAGCAGCAAAUCGUGCCGACGAUAGCCAAGAUGCUGCAGCAGCGGGGCAUUCUUAGAGAGGCCCCUUGGGUGUCCUCUUCCUUUCCAGCUGCUGCUGCAGCCAGCACCAGCCUAUACAGCAGCAGUAGCAGCGGCAGCGGCAGCAGCGGCAGCAGCAGCAGGAUGAGUCUGUCUACAGACUUGGGGCCUGGGUCUCAGGAGUUCUGCAGCAUCGACGACGAGAACACCCUGGGCUUCUCUCUGAAUGGUAAGGGGCCCCCAGCAGCAGCAGCAGCAGCAGCAGCAGCAGCAGCGUCUCAGGGGGCCCCCGGCGGGGCCCCCACGGCGAGGGGCCCCUCAAGGUUCCUGCGGCGGCGCCCAGAAAGAGUUGUGCUGCAGCGCAGCAGCAAAGCAGAACUUCCGGACUUCUCUUAUGUGACAAGUGUCGUAAGGAAAGAGUGCUGGCGACGGGCUAAAACGCAGCAGCAGCAGCAACAGCAGCAGCAGCAGCAGCAGGGGAAGCCGUGCACGCAGCGACACAAUAUGGAGCAGCAAACGCAGCGCCAAGUACGACCACAGCAGCAGAUGCAGCAAGCCAAACGGCAACAGCAGCAACGGCAGCAGCAGCAGCAGCAAAAGCCGCAGCAGCAACGAGAGCAGCAGAAACAACCGCAAGAACCACAGAACCACUAUCAGGAGCAGCAGCAGCAAAUGCAGGAACAACAGAAGCAGCAGCAGCAGCAGCAGCAGCAGAUUCCAGCCAGGGCGGCGCUAAUGCGGGCGCAAGCCGCACGGCUACUCGCUGGGAGCCAGCAGAAAAUGCAGCAGCGCGUGGCCGAGAGGCUCAGGGGCGGCUCCUUGCUGCAGCAGCAAGAAGUGAACAGGAGGGCCAUCGUCGCUGCUGCUGCUGCUGCUACUGCUGCUGCUGCUGCUGAGGCACGGACGCUUCCCGAAGACCGCAUACGUCCCAGCUCUGGCGCUGCAGACAAGCAGCAACAGCCACAGCAGCAGCCUCAUGUCGUAAGGAAAGAGUGCUGGCGACGGGCUAAAACGCAGCAGCAGCAGCAACAGCAGCAGCAGCAGCAGCAGGGGAAGCCGUGCACGCAGCGACACAAUAUGGAGCAGCAAACGCAGCGCCAAGUACGACCACAGCAGCAGAUGCAGCAAGCCAAACGGCAACAGCAGCAACGGCAGCAGCAGCAGCAGCAAAAGCCGCAGCAGCAACGAGAGCAGCAGAAACAACCGCAAGAACCACAGAACCACUAUCAGGAGCAGCAGCAGCAAAUGCAGGAACAACAGAAGCAGCAGCAGCAGCAGCAGCAGCAGAUUCCAGCCAGGGCGGCGCUAAUGCGGGCGCAAGCCGCACGGCUACUCGCUGGGAGCCAGCAGAAAAUGCAGCAGCGCGUGGCCGAGAGGCUCAGGGGCGGCUCCUUGCUGCAGCAGCAAGAAGUGAACAGGAGGGCCAUCGUCGCUGCUGCUGCUGCUGCUACUGCUGCUGCUGCUGCUGAGGCACGGACGCUUCCCGAAGACCGCAUACGUCCCAGCUCUGGCGCUGCAGACAAGCAGCAACAGCCACAGCAGCAGCCUCAGCAGCAGCAGCAGCAGCAGCAGCAGCAGAUUGUGCUGCUGCAGCAUGACAUAAUGGAAGAAGUGGCCCCUCCUUGCAGCUAUUUGCCCUAUUUGCCGCGCGGCCGUCGCCUCCUGACUGCCCCAGAUGGGAGCCCCUCCGAGGACCCCUUGGGGACCCCAAAGGGGGCCCCCCAGGGGCCCCCUCAGGGGCCCCCAAAGAGGCUCCCCAGGGGGCCCCCCCAGGGGGGCCCCCAGGGUAGUCCCCUGGAGGCGCCUACAGAGGGGCCCUCAGGGGCCCCUAAGGGGGCUGUGCCUUCCCAAGGGAGGCCCCUGGAGCUCUGCUGCCUAGGCCCUUGUGGGGGCCCCCCUGAGGGCCCCUUCCCAGAAACCCUAGAAGACCUCUGCGGGGGCCCCUGUGGCAGCAGCUGGGACGGCCAGUGCAGCCCUCUCGGGGGCCCCCCUGGGGAUCCCUCUGGGGGCUUUGGUAGGAGCCCCCCUAUAGGCACCAAUGGGGGAGCCAUGGGGGCCCCCAACAAGGCCGGUAGGGGCCCCUUUGGGGGCCCCAAUGAAGACCCCAGUGGGGGCCCCCAUGAAAGGCGCAGCGAUGGCGCCAGUAGGGGCCCCUUUGGGGGCCUCAAUGAAGGUCCCAGUGGGGGCCCCAGUGAAGGCCCCAGCGAGGGUGACGCUGGGGGCCUCUCUGGGGGCCCCUUUCGGGGCCCCUCUGGAGGCCCCCCUGGGGGCCCCUCGGGGGGCCCCCUUGGGGCCCCUAGUGAGGGCCCCCGUUCUGAUAGUGGGCGAAAGGGCUUCUCGCUGGCGGGCUUCAGCGCUUUGGCGAUUUUGAAGGCUGCCAACAAAAUGAAAGAUUUGAAUAGAAAGAAGCGAGAGAGCUGCAGCAGUUCUUGUCCUGCGCAGGCCCAAACAGAGUGGACAGAUGAGGAUGAAGAAGAAAUGUCUGGGGCGGAGGCCCUGCGCCAGUCGUACCAGGAGUGCCCAGGGUAG